Messenger RNA from Tricharina praecox, 720 nucleotides. RefSeq lists its product as uncharacterized. The record is from RefSeq and is a predicted model, not a curated record. NCBI's taxonomy places the organism in Eukaryota, Fungi, Ascomycota, Pezizomycetes, Pezizales, Pyronemataceae. The transcript is spliced from 12 exons. Bases 1 to 720 code for a protein of 239 amino acids.
AUGGCUACAUGGCUACAUGGCUACAUGGCUAUCGCGUUGCCGCGAUCGGCAACAAGGCGAGAAGAUGUGGUUGCAGUUGUCUUGAAGGCUCUGCAGCCCGCGGCCCCGCGGGCGAGGGUUAUGGGCGGUGGAAAACCUCCGUCGCGAAAGGGCGAGACAGAUACCAUUUCCGGUAUCAUCCUCCGCCCCCGGUUCGUUAGUGCCGGUGCAUUUCCCAUCGACAACCGCCAAAUUUCCAGUCUCCAUUGCGGCCAGCAGCCACCUCUUGAGUCUCCACUGCACUUGCAGUACUAUCUUACUAGCCAGUCCCGCCUUAUCCGCGAUUGCCAGCGAGAAUGCACUUUGCCCCCUCAGGACCUGGCAAAAUACAAUGGUCCAUGGGGCAUCAGCAUCAGAAUCAAGUCGGAUAGGGAUCUGUCGGCGAUUAUCGCCUACUGCGCGCGCAGGGGAGGGGGCGGGAAGUGCAAAAAUUUACAUCGGGCUUGCAUCCAGACCUUUUCGCGGCAGUCGAUUGCUCUCGUCCUGACUCUGAGUGGCAACUGGAGUCUGGAGGCCAGUUUGGAAGGCGUGACGCUGGCCGGCCGAAAACUCCGAUAUACCUACAUAAGUCGUCCGUGGAGAUUGGAGAUUGGCGUAAGCAUCAAUGAGUAUGCCGGUGGGCACCUGAUGAAGCGGUCGGGAUCCUUUAUCGGCGGGAAUCGACAGCAGCAACGAUUGUAG